Messenger RNA from Planococcus citri (citrus mealybug), 3334 nucleotides. RefSeq names its product protein FAN-like. The coding region runs from base 227 to 2896 and encodes 889 amino acids. Gene Ontology annotation, molecular function: protein binding. The transcript is spliced from 18 exons. Lineage: Eukaryota; Metazoa; Arthropoda; Insecta; Hemiptera; Pseudococcidae. The record is from RefSeq and is a predicted model, not a curated record.
AGUAAUUUCCGGCCAUACUUCACGUUGGUGAUAAAAAUCUGCUCAUCUGAUCGCGUAAUCACUUAAUCAGUUUCAUUAUUCAUUAAUUUGAAGUAAUUAGAUUACUAGUGUAAUGCAAACAUCGUACACUUGUCCAUCUCUGCUGGAAAACUGUGGUAAAAUCACACCGAAGCUGUGGAGUAAAUACUGUGUCGUUCUUUAAUGUACAUUCAAAUUUAGCCUCGCAAUGGAUAAAGAAAGAUUUUCUCUACUGCUCUUGGAACCUGGAGAAUACUACUUCGAAGAUUACAGCUGUUAUUUAACUGAAAUUGAGAAAUCGUUGUUCACCAAAGAUGAAACUGAUAAAUCAAUCGGACGAUUCAGAGUGUGCUCAAAGUCGCUUGUUUUUAAUCCACGCGAUAUAUCUUUACCUCUGAUUAAAAUACCAUUCAAAGAGUGUACCGAAAUCAAGAGACAUGAGCCUCAUGUUAUGCACGAGACGAAUCAAGUUAUAUCCAUCGAAUGUAAACAGUUUGUUGAAAUGUUAACUGGAAAUAUCUUAGCUCCUUAUACAUUCAAACACGGUAAACGAAAAUUUUAUAUUAAACUUAAUUACGUUCGUGUUGAAGACUGUCUUCCUCAUAUGUCACAAUUACAUCGAGCUUCAUCUCUUCCAGUUGCUGAGCAAAAUCAAAUGGUCGCAGCGAUUGCUUACGAUAGACAAUGUCGCAUGAAAUUCGACCCAACUUGGUUGGAAAGUUUCGACGAUCAAAUUGUAAUCGAAACGAUCGGAAGUAAAAUAUCUCCGCUUGUUGUGAACCCAGGUAAAAUAGUCCUAUCUACGCAAAAUCUAUACUUUCAACCUUUCAACAACAUCGAACCGCAACAAUAUAUUAAAAUACGCAUUUCCCAUAUCAAGUCGAUCAUCAGAAGAAGGUUUCUUUUACAACAUGUCGGCUUGGAGAUAUAUUGCAAAGAAAACAGUUCAACUUCGCAUUUAUAUAUUUCUCUGAAAACCACUAAAGCCAGAGAUGAAUUAUAUAACGCUAUUUUAAAACAACCUGCUUUAAAUCUCAGCGAAUCCGAUCAGGAGAUAAUGACGCUACAAUGGCAAAAUGGGACUAUAUCCAAUUACGAUUAUUUACUCUAUAUCAAUAGCAUGGCAGAUAGAACGUUCAAUGAUUUAACUCAGUAUCCAGUAUUCCCUUGGGUUAUCGCUGAUUAUUCAUCGUCCACUUUAGAUCUAACGAAUCCUAAAACGUUUAGAGAUUUAUCGAAGCCUAUCGGAGCAUUAAAUCCGGAACGUUUGAAACGUUUAAAGGAACGCUAUAAUGAAAUGUCACUUCCAAAGUUUUUAUACGGAUCUCAUUACUCAACUCCGGGUUUCGUAUUAUUUUACUUGGUCCGGAAAUACCCUCAUUAUAUGCUGUGCCUUCAAAAUGGUCGUUUCGAUCAUCCAGACAGGAUGUUCAACAGCGUGUACGAUAUAUGGAAAAAUGUGUUAACCAAUAUGUCAGAUUUUAAAGAACUGACGCCUGAAUUUUACGAUACUACGCAGAAGGGCGAUUUCCUUGAAAAUAAAUACGGUAUUAAUUUCGGUUAUAAACACGAUGGCACUAGAGUCGGCGAUGUUACACUACCUCCUUGGGCAGCGAAUCCUGCAGAUUUUAUUGAAAAAUUACGAGAAGCUUUAGAAUGUGAUCAAGUUUCGGCGAAUUUACACCACUGGAUUGAUUUAAUAUUCGGAUACAAGCAGAAUGGCGAUGAAGCUGAAGAAGCUGAUAAUAAAUUCUACUAUUUAUGCUACGAAGGAGCUGUUGACCUAAACUCGGUCAAGGAUUGGAACCAGAGACACGCUUUAGAAAUCCAAAUAAUGGAAUUCGGUCAAAUUCCCAAACAAGUUUUCAAGAAACCUCAUCCUGCUCGUACCUGCUCGUUGGUAGCGCUCGAGAAAGUUGCUCCUACAUCGAAUGACGACACGAUAAAAAAAUACGAAUUCAAUUAUCAAUGGAAUUCUAAAGAAUUUCAGUCGAAUUAUUGCUCUACUACGCACAGAUCACCCGUCAGUUCGGUCGCAAUAUCGAAAGAUUCGUCGACUGUGUUCUCAGUCGGCAAAGACGCGUUGUUUAAAAUGCACAACGUUUCGACUUUGUCACAAGAAAGGAGUAUAUCGCUUACUGGAAUGAUUUUGUCAUCGGUUUAUUUACUAGAUGAUGGAAUAACAGCUUUGAUCGGUUGUUGGGAUAGCACAAUAUUAGUUUACAACAUCGAAUGCGGAAGUAUUGUCGAUACAGUAAGAGGACACGAGGACGCGGUUACGUGCAUAGGUUGGUGUAAUAAUACCAAGCGAUUAAUUUCUGGAUCGUGGGAUUCCAUGAUACGUGUUUGGAAAGCUAAUCUACCAUGGACUCAAUUGAAACCGACGUCUUGUUUGAUAGCUCAGUUCAACCACGAAACGAGAAUACCUUGCUUGAACGUUGCCAGUAACGAGAAAUUAUUAGCAUCGGGUUCUGAAACAGGAGAUGUUUUUGUUUGGUCUCUGGAUACGUAUAAAUUGAAAACCAAGUUGACUGGUCAUGCGGAUCUAGUAUCAGAUUUGAAAUUCAGCCAUGCUUGCGAUAGAUUAAUUACUUGCAGUAAAGACCGUUCUUUCAGAGUAUACGAUGUCGAAACCGGGUCUCAAGUUUAUUUCAAAGUUUUGGAUCAAAUAUUGAAUUGUGUCCUUUGGGAUUCUACUCGUGUCUUACUUGGAGGUAGUUUUGGCACUCUGUUUUUCUGGGAUUUGAAGAAAAAUGCUCCAAUUGCAACGAUGCAUGCUCAUACUGAUUCUAUCACAACAAUGCAUUGUAACGAAGAUGGAUCACUGGUAGUUACCGGAGGCGAAGAUCGUAGGGUUGUGAUAUGGAAAACGACAUAAGUCCCCUUCUCGAUAACGGAAAUCGAAAUUUUAAAGUGAAAUAAGAUGUGAUAAUUUUGUUCGUUUGCUUUUAUUUUAUAAUAUGAAGGAUAACGGUGUAGUUUUUAGAUUUAUUUUAUGCGCUAGCUUCAUCGUGUUCCAAGUUUUUUUAUGUCUAGUCUCGUUUGUUUUAUUUUUUUAACGCAUAUUUUUCCUAAUACGGUCUGAGAGCUUUCAAAAUGAAACUGACUGCUUUUAUACGUUAAGUAAAAUGAUGCAUCACAGAUGAUUACCUAUUCAAAUAGUUAUUCGACGCUCAAAACUUCCUGCGGAUAAUUUUUUACUUUUUGAAUUUUAUUUUAUUGUUUCAUUUAAAAUACGAUUCUGUGAUGAAUUACAAUACGCCAGUUUUUAUCUAAUUUUAUUAUAUCUGUGAAUUAAAUUUGUUUUCAUGUUUUA